Messenger RNA from Closterium sp. Naga37s-1, 2580 nucleotides. NCBI's taxonomy places the organism in Eukaryota, Viridiplantae, Streptophyta, Zygnematophyceae, Desmidiales, Closteriaceae. The record is from the annotation of a GenBank genome assembly.
AUGGGUGGGCGUUGGUGGCAAGCGGUGGUGAGGCGCCUGAGUCUCGUGCAGCGAAGCAAGGCGCCCCUGAGGUACAGCAGAGAUCCCUGGCAGGGUGGGCGCGCUGGGGGAGCCAAGGGGGUUGCGGGGGCGGAGGGGUUUGGGGGGACGGGACUGAUGGGCGCACCAGAGGGAGUUGCGUCGGACAGGGGAGGGGGGUGGGGGUCGCUGCUGGGUGUGUGUGCUGCAGGGGCGGCUGGGUGUGCGAUGGUGGAUUUGGGCGUGGAAAAGGGGAAAGAAGCUGCUGGCGUGAUGGCGGAUUGGCUGCUGCUACGGGUGGAGUGUGCUGACGUGGCUGGUCUUAGUGCCAGUAUGGAAUCUGAUGAUAGCGGAUCAUUUGUGAAAAACCCUAAAUUUGGUAACGCUGGUGGGGUAGGUGGGGCAGGUGGUGGGAAUGAGCGCAACGGGAGAAGCAGCAGCAGCAGUGCAAGCGCCAGCAGCAGUGAAAUUGCUGCUACGAGCACCUCAAAUAGCAAGCCCAGCAGCGGCACUAAUUGCAGGAAGCGAGUGGUGGUGCUGGGGUCGGGGUGGGGUGCAGUGAGCUUUUUUAAAGCCAUAGACGCGCAUGGGUACGAUGUGACGCUCAUCUCGCCCCGCAACUUCUUCCUCUUCACGCCGCUGCUGCCAAGUGUCACCACAGGAGUGGUCGAGGGCAGGAGCAUUGCUGAGCCAAUUAGACGCAUCCUGCUGAGGCACGGCAGCUCAGCUCGCUUCCUCGAGGCGGAGUGCAUUGCCAUCGACCCCGCCUCCAAGACCCUCUCCUGCCGCGCCCCUGCCGCCCUGCCCGCUGCCACGCUGCCCGCUCCACUGCCCAUGCCGGCUAUGGCAAGGGUUGGAGGCCAGGAGGAGGGUGAGGGGGAGACGACACGAGGAGGAGCUGAAAGAAAAGGUGGUGGCGCUUCUGGUGGCAAUGGUGGUAGUGGUGGUGGUGGUGGUGCUGCUGCUGCUGCUGCUGCUGCUGCUGCUUCGAGUGGUGGUGAUGCUGUUGAUGGAAGCGUAGCUGCUGCUGGGGAUAACUCUGGCGGUGAGGCGAGGGGAGAAGGUGGGGGCGAGAGUGGCGGCGCCAGGGAGGUUCACUUCACAGUGCCGUACGACAUGCUGGUGGUGGCCGUGGGAGCGGUCCCCAACACGUUUAACGUGCCUGGCGUGCAGCAGCACUGCCACUUCCUCAAGUCACUGGACGAUGCAGAGGCCAUCCGAAACACCCUCAUCGACCGCUUCGAGGCGGCGUCUUUGCCGGGAAUAGAAGCAGAGGAGCAACACCGGCUGUUGCAUGUGGUGGUCGUGGGGGGCGGCCCCACAGGAGUGGAGGUGGCAGCAGCAGUGCACGACAUGGUAGAGGGCGACCUUUACCGUCUUUAUCCCGCCCUCAAAGGAAAGGCGUCUGUGUCUCUGCUGCAGUCAGGCGACCACAUUCUCAACAUGUUUGACUUGCGCAUAUCUGAGUUUGCCGCCCGCAAGUUCCAGCGGGACGGCAUCACUGUUCACACGCACGCGCGCGUCACGGCUGUCACCCCGCGCGCUCUCCAUGUGCGGGAGACGAGCAGCAGGGGGAGCAGCAGCAGCGAUGGCAGUGGGAGUGGAGGGCAUUCUAGUAGCAGCAGUGCAAAGAGCAGCAGUGUGAGCAGCAGCAGUGAGAAGAGCAGCAGUGGGAACAGCAGUGGCAGUACGCAGGGCAGCAGGGAGAGGGAGGUGCCGUAUGGAGUAGUGGUGUGGGCGACAGGCAUCACGGCCCAUCCCCUCGUUGUGCAGCUAAGGGAGCAACUGGGGCAGCACCACAAGCGUGCAUUAGAGGUGGACGAGUGGAUGGCAGUGAGGGGCGCAGAGGCGGGCAGCAUGUGGGCGCUGGGCGACUGUGCUGCCAUUCACCACCGCCCCUUCACUGACGACACAGCGCGCAUGUUCCGAGCCUUUGACACCAACGGGGACGGCUGCCUCUCGCCCUCCGAGACCAAGGCGGCCCUGCGAGCCCUCCAGCAGCGCUACCCGCAUGCUGCCGCUCUGCUCAGGUCACGGGACCGCAUGGCACAGCUCAUUCAGGAUGCAUUGCAUGGGGACAGCAAGGCAGGAGCACCAGCAGGCUCAGCGGUGCGGGGGAACGAGGGGGGCGAGCAGCAGGCGUGCGAGGGCAGGGGCCUGUCUCUAGAGCAGUUUGAGGUAGUGCUGCGGCAGGUGGAGGGGCAGGUGAAGACACUGCCGGCCACAGCACAGGUGGCGGCGCAGCAGGGGCAGUACGUGGCGCGCUGCUUCAACCGCCUGCUGGACCCUGCUCUACCUCCCGAGGGGCCGCCCAAGCUGAGAGGGGAGGGCAGGCAUCUGCUGCAGCCGUUCCGCUAUGUGCAUUUGGGGCAGUUCGCCCCGCUGGGGUCGGAGACCACGGCAGCAGAGCUGCCUGGCGACUGGGUCAGCAUUGGCCGGUCCACUCAGUGGCUCUGGUACUCCGUGUAUGCCAGUAAGCAAGUCAGUGCGAGGACAAGAGCCCUGGUGGUGUUUGAUUGGAUCAAGUCGGCUCUAUUUGGCCGUGAUUCAAGUCGCAUGUGA